AUGAAGGUAAAAAAGGUAAAAGGAAAGAAGAUUGCUUCGAGCAAAGGGAAUGGACGCAAGGGGAAAUCGAUGUUAAAUAGUACCAAGCAUGUCGCUGGAAAACCUUUGAUGAAAUCUAAUGGACAGGUGGAAAAUAGGCAGCAAGAAAAAGAGUUUACUCAUAAAAGACAUGGGAGCGAUAGCACGAAUCUUCUGAAAGCGAAAAAGAAGCGAGUAUCAUUUGCCGCCGAUUUGGAAAGGAUGAAAAUAUUUGAUAAAAGGAUGAAGCUAACAAUUACGCCAUCAACUGCUAAUCCCGGUCGAAGCAUUGUUGUAAAAAAAGAUGAGCCGAGAAGUUCGCCAAGUUUUCUUGUAACUCCAAAUUCUGUGGAUAAAAUCUCAGCAAAAAAGAAUGUGCUUACUGAUUUGACAGCAGGAGAAAAUCACAUUGAAGCUACAAAAAUAGAUCUCAAGCAGGAAGCUUCCAUGAAUUCAGCAACGAAAGUUGCUAUGCCAAAUUCGGAAGGAAAGAAGACAAAAACAUCAGGAACAAGACAACUGCAUAAAAUUGGUCGUAAUAAAACUGGGCCAGUCAAUAGAAAGAGAAAAUUGCAGGUAACGCGCAAAGUGAAACAGAAGUUAUUGAAUAUGCCAAAGAAAGACCGUAAAAUGUAUAUUCGAGAGUUACGAAGGAAGCACAAGCCAUAUUUCGAUCUAGUACUUAAGUGCAAACAUCUGUGGGAAAAGCUACGCUGCGGAAAAACGAGUGAGACUGAACGGAAAAAGCUGGCCAUCGAAAUUUUUGGAAUAGUGAAGGGAAAAGUGAGGGAAUUAAUAUUCGCGCACGAUUCAUGCCGAAUUGUGGAGUGUAUAUUGACAAAUGGAGGGAGUGAUAUACGAAAUGCUCUUUUUGAAGAACUUGUACCAGAGAUCAUUCGCAUGACGAAGUCAAAAUAUGCUCGUUUUUUCGUCAUAAAAAUGCUCAAACAUGGAUCUACGGUUCAACGUCAAAUAAUAUUUGAUGCAUUUCGAGGUCACUGUGUGUCGCUUUUACGGGUGUCAUCAGCAGCACAAGUUUUAGAAUCAGCCUAUAAUGACUAUGCAAAUGCACAGCAACGAUAUAACAUUAUUAUUGAGUUUUAUGGAGUGGAUUUUGCUUAUUUCAAGGCUUCUGAUAACAGAAUACGCACACUGAAAGAAAUAAUAACCGACUGUCCGAGCAGAAAAUCAUCAGUUGUCAAAUAUCUUGAAAAUAUCCUCGUUGAUAUUGUGGACAGACCUCAAAUAAAGUUAAGUCUGACGCAUCGUUUGUUGAGUGAUUUUUUCGAAUUCGCUGAUGACAAACAGUUAGAAGAAAUGAUUGAUUCAUUAAAACUUUGCAUACCUCAAAUCGUUCACACAAAUGAUGGCGUGCGCAUUGCAAUGAAGUGUUUAUGGAAUAGCUCUGCAAAGACGAGAAAGAUAAUGCUAAAAAAUUUCAAAGGACUGAUAACGAAAACUUGCUUGGAGGAGUUUGCGCAUCGCUUUUUAAUUGCUGUUUUCGAUACUGUAGAUGAUACAGUGUUGGUUGAUAGAUAUCUUUUAAAGGAAUUGUUGAAUAACAUUGCUGAAAUUAUUAAAAGUAAUUAUGGUGUAAAAAUUAUGCAUCAUUUAAUUCAUCCAAGAGAUCCUCGCUUUUAUUCAGCGUCGCAGGUUGCGAUUUAUAAGGCGGGAGACGGGAAUCCAUACAGCAAAAAAGAUUCGAAAUUACGUUACUCAGAGUUAUUUUCAUAUGUCCAGAAGCCAUUUUGCAACUAUUUCGCAGCAAAUAUGGAUGCAUUGCUUUUUGAGAGUCAUGGAUCAUUACUUGUUUUGGAUAUGCUGGAGGCUCCAACCAAUUUGGAUUUUUUCGAUCGGAAAGUGAGUAUUGAAGACCGUGCAGCUUGUUAUGAUGCAAUUGCUUCAAUAUGCACUCGGGAAUUCAUACCGUGUGACGGAGAGCAGCUUCAUCCGGUUGAACAUCCUCAGGCGCAUUUUGUAAUUUCUAAAUUGCUAAAAAGUGAUUCCAAAUUUGACAUCAAGCUCGGUGAUUUUAUUGUGAAACGAUGCAGAGAUCAAUUAUCAUCCUGGCUUGCAUGUAAUAAGGGAUGUUUCAUACUUCUGCAUAUCCUCGAAAAUGCAUCUCAACAAACUCAAGAAUUGGUGAGAAAUACAUUAUCCUUAGCAGCAGUAAAAAGGUAUCACACAAAAGGAGCUACUGUGUUGAUGCAGAAAUUGAAGUAA
This is a messenger RNA of Cercopithifilaria johnstoni, 2241 nucleotides long. Lineage: Eukaryota; Metazoa; Nematoda; Chromadorea; Rhabditida; Onchocercidae. The record is from the annotation of a GenBank genome assembly.